Molecule: messenger RNA, 1911 nt
Organism: Colletotrichum destructivum
Lineage: Eukaryota; Fungi; Ascomycota; Sordariomycetes; Glomerellales; Glomerellaceae
Product: Class II Aminoacyl-tRNA synthetase/Biotinyl protein ligase (BPL) and lipoyl protein ligase (LPL)
Exons: 1
Coding region: 83-1615 (510 amino acids)
Biological process (GO): mitochondrial seryl-tRNA aminoacylation
Cellular component (GO): mitochondrion
Molecular function (GO): serine-tRNA ligase activity; ATP binding; tRNA binding
Source: RefSeq, a predicted model, not a curated record
CGCAACUCACUCGUCCUGAAGGAGCGGCAUUCAGGUACCCUCACCCACGAAACCCAUAGCACCUCGUCCAUCGACCAUCGACAUGGGGAGAGCUCCAACAUGUCUAUUCCGCCACUCAAUAAUGGUGGCGAAGCCUUUACUGCGUCCCACGGCCUCACCACGCCUCAUUAACCGCUCCUUGCCUCAUCGUCGCGCCUUCGCCGACGUCAAGCGACCACCGGGGGCGCCGAAGCCAAUCAUCGACAUUCGGCACAUCAGGGAGAACGCGAAGCUGCACGAGGAAAACUGCAUCGACCGCAACUAUGCCGAUCAAAGUAAGAGCCCAGCACGCAUCAACGAAAUCUUUGCACAAUGGCAGGCUCUCCAGAAGGACAGCCGCGUCGUCCGCGAGCGGUCUAACCUCCUGCGCCGCCAGAUCGCCAACCCGGCCUCGAGCCGCGACGACGCUGAUUUGGUCAAAAUGAAGGAGAGAUCGCGCGAGGAGCUGCUUGCAGAGGCGCGCGAGCUCAAGCAGAAGCUCACCGCCGUCGAGCAGGAUGAGGCGCGGCUCGUGGAGGAAAUGGAGGCCCUGGCCCUCGGCAUCCCCAACCUCACCAGCGAAGCCACUCCCAUCGGCGACGAGCCGCAGCUGCUGAGCUACAUCAAUGAGCACCCGGCCGUGAUCCCGAGCGCAUCAGACAAGGUGUGGAGGUCCCACGUCCACAUCGGCUCGGAGCUGGGCCUGCUUGACUUCGCCGCCGCCGGCAACACCUCCGGCUGGGGCUGGUACUACCUCCUUGACGAAGCCGCCCAGCUGGAGCAGGCCCUCGUCCAGUACGCGUUGGCCGUUGCCACGAGACACGGCUGGCGUCAGGUUGCCCCGCCGAGCAUCGUAUACAGCCACAUCGGCUCGGCUUGCGGGUUCCAGCCACGAGAUCAGAACGGCGAGCAGCAGAUUUACGCGCUCGCUCAGUCGCAGGCCGACGCGGACCGCGGCAAGCCGGAGCUCUCCCUCGCCGGCACCUCGGAGAUCCCAUUGGCCGGAAUGAAGGCCGAGACGACUCUCGACGCCUCCGAGCUCCCCAUGAAGCGCGUCGCCGUCUCGCGCUGCUAUCGCGCCGAGGCCGGCGCCCGCGGCGCAAACACAAAGGGCCUGUACCGCGUGCACGAGUUCACCAAGGUCGAAAUGUUCGCCUGGACGCCCCCCGACCUGGGCGAGACGAUCGAUAUCUUUGAGGAGAUGCUCGACAUUCAAACCGAGAUCCUCGGCUCCCUGGGCCUGCAUUGUCGCGUCCUCGAGAUGCCCUCCACCGACCUCGGCGCCUCGGCCGUGCGCAAGUGCGACAUUGAGGCCUUCUUCCCCUCCCGCCAGCAGCAGAACGACGGCUGGGGCGAGGUCACCUCGGCCAGCAUCUGCACCGACUAUCAGACGCGGAGGCUCGCCACGCGCGCCAAAAUUGACGGCAAGCUCACGUUCCCCUGGACCGUGAACGGCACAGCGCUCGCCGUCCCCAGAGUGCUGGCUGCUCUUUUGGAGGCCGGUUGGAACGAGAAGGAAAUGUCCGUUUCAAUCCCGGCCUGUUUGCAACCGUGGAUGGACGGAAAGGAGAAGAUCAUUAGGAAAACCCCCGCAUAAUGACGGCUCGUGACAGCGUCGUGACUGCACAUGUCGAGCCCAGAUGAACCCUGUAUCUUUUUGUAACCAUACCCUUUUUCACACUCGCGGAAAUUGACACUCGCAGCCCUUUAAGUACAUCUGGCGGGUCUCGAAAAAUAGCAACUCGAUCACGGAGGCGCAUAAAGCAAAUUCACCGUGGCGCACACUCGAUACGUUUGUUCUGUUGCUCCUCUUGUAUUCUACCACUGAACCCUACAAACUGACUAUCCACAAUGCCGAAAACAUCGACUGGUCAUUCUAGCGCUGCCAGCUAC